This is a messenger RNA of Fusarium poae, 972 nucleotides long. RefSeq lists its product as uncharacterized. The record is from RefSeq and is a predicted model, not a curated record. Gene Ontology annotation, molecular function: hydrolase activity. The transcript has 3 exons. Lineage: Eukaryota; Fungi; Ascomycota; Sordariomycetes; Hypocreales; Nectriaceae. Bases 1 to 972 code for a protein of 323 amino acids.
AUGGGUCUCCUCUCCUAUGUCGGCCUUCGGCGCCGUAAUCAAUGGGAGCCCAUGACUCUCGUUGACCACUUCCUAUCAUCACCUCUAACAUACAUCGCCUACUUAUUCUACCACAUUGUACUUCUUCUCCGUGGUCGUCCCUUUUUUCCGCCUCGCAACAAGCCCGCUAUUCGCGUUGUCUGUAUCUCAGACACACACGAUCUCAAAGUCGAUAUUCCCAGGGGUGAUAUUCUCAUUCAUGCAGGUGAUCUCACAGAUGCUGGCACCGUAUCAGAUAUCCAGAAGCAGCUCGACUGGCUCAAGGAACAGCCCCAUCCUGUCAAAGUUGUCGUUGCAGGUAACCAUGAUAGCUGGUUCGAUCAGAAGAGUCGCCCUGAAGAGGAUGCACGCUCAGGUGCAAAGCCUGACAUGGACGGUCUUAUUUACCUUGAGAGUGGUUUGACUGUGCAAAAAGUCAAGGGUCGGACAGUCAACAUCUUUGGCGUGCCUGAUAUCCCAGAGAUCGGCCCUAAAGAGUUUGCUUUCCAGUAUGCUACUGAUAACCACCCCUGGUUGAGCAAGGUGCCACCUCAAACUGACAUCCUCAUCACUCACUGUCCUCCUAAACAUCAUCUUGAUCUUGGCCUGGGCGACAGCAACCUUCUUCGUGAAGUCUGGCGUGUGAAGCCCCGUCUCCAUGUCUUUGGUCACGUCCAUUAUGCCUAUGGCAAGGAAUCCGUCUUUUUUGACAAGUUCCAGGAGACAUAUGAGCGUAUCAUGUCACGACCCCGUCGUGGUCCCAUUCUAGAUUUUAUCCCCAAUGAGGCCUGGCUCGAUUAUCUACGUUUCCUGGCUCAGGGAGUUCACGCCGUGGCCUGGAAGUGGAUCAUGUCUGGACCUGGAAGUAAUAACGGCAGCUUGAUGGUUAAUGCUGCUCAGAUGAAAGGAAACUCAGGUAAGGUUAAAAGCAGGGCCGUUGUCGUUGAGAUUUAA